AUGAGAGCGAACAGCAUGGAUGCGCGGGUCGCGAUUGAGAUGUAUGACGACCAGAUCAUGGAGGUUCCAGUCAAUGGGGCUUGGUGGAGCACACUCAGCCAGCAAGAGCAGCUCGUCUUCGCCGUCAAGUGUCAGGAGGCGUAUCGCAAGGCCAAGACGGAGGGCUCUGCAAACAAUGGAGUGAUGCAGCUCCCGAUUGCCUUCUGCGAUUGCCUCCCCCAGCCACCGGUGGCUGACGACGCUGCAGCAGGCGAGAACGACAAGGCCGAAGGCUCCAAGAAGAAGAAAAAGAAGAACAAACGCAAGGCGAAAGGCGAGAAGCAGGACGACGAGCCCAUGGCCGAGGGCGAGAAACAGAGCCGCAGCAGUGCCAGCGGCUUGAUGGAGAUGGUCCGGACCUUCUUCGCCGGCGUGGUGCUCCCAGGGGAGUGCCCGUCGCUGCCCCUUCCCACCUUAGAGUGCCCUGCAUUCCCCAUUCCCGGGAGCCCCGGCCCCUCCUUCUUCGCCCAGGUUGGAAUCUCCGGCGAGCGUCUUCGCCGACUUCGAAACGUCUGGAGCCCUGUUGCCUCUUUGAAGUCGGCUGGUUGGCAUGUUUGGAUGCUUUGGAUGCUGGACAGCAUUGGGGCCCGACUGCCAGUAGGCUUAGCGCCGACGCAUGCCUGCAGAGCACGACGUUCAGAUACUUGGUUCAUGUGGCUAGCUGGUAAUACCACGAAGCUAUCAUCUGUUGCCAUGGUUCGCGUCGUAUCACUGAGCGGGCGAGAGGUCGACGUCCGCUGGGGUCCCGAGGACACCUUGGGCGAUAUCGCCGAGAAAGCCAGAGUGGCACUCGGCACCUGCCGCGGACGGCUUCUCCUCGGCACCGACGUCCUCGACUUCGACAGCAAGAUGAAGGAUGUGGGGGAUGGAGUCCUGACGUUCCAGUCAAUUUUGCCCCGCACGCUGGCGAGUUUGAGGGCAUACACGAUCCUGUACGGCGACGGCACCGCGGAGGCGGUGGGGGACCCUGAUCUCGGUGGCCGAGGUGGCGCGCAGGGGGUGAAGGCGGUGCAGUGUCUCUUCGGCGCGGCCUGGAGUCUUCGGCACGGCUCGCGACGGCUUCGCGCCUCGCCUGGGCCCUGGUGCUCUCUUUGCUGCCUCUUCGAAGCCGGCUGGUUGGCAUGUUGUCGGCGUUUCGUAGCAUUUUGCUUGCAAGCAUCCAUAGCGGCCGUAGCUGUGGGCGAAGGGUUGCCGACCUGGAGGAUGAGCAGCGAAGCUCGGGCGCUGGCUGUGAAGCUUGCGCUUAGCCCAACGCACCGAAUGGGCGAACGAUGUGGAUUCAGGAUCUUUCCAGGAACCGCACAGAGCUGCUAUAGGCAGAUGUUGCGCUUGAUUCACCCUGACAAGUGCAGUGACCCGCGAGCCACCGAAGCCGUCAAGGAGCUGCAGAGCUUCGAGCCCUGCCUGAGCAACAGCGAUCCGGAGUCGCUUCGCCAGCAACCGAUGAGUGAUCUGGAGACUCUUCUGGAUCAAGCGAUACAGCCCGAGCUGAAGCAGUCCGGAGAGCCGGAGCCAUCACAGCCGGCCUCGCAACUGCAGCCGGCCGCAACCGGCUUCGUCCUUGAAGUGGGAGCUUUCGGAAGGGGCUCCUCUGCUCCUGCAGUGCCCGCGGUCCGCAAGGGCGUCCCGAAGCCGAAGGCCGCGUCGUCUGGGGCAAGUUUGGAUAGGUUCAUUAAGCAGAUGAAGGCUGUGAACGCUGCUGCCAAGGCUGCAGCGCCCAGCGUUGCAGUGCCGCCCAGCAAGCCGAAGGUUGCAGAGCCCAGCGAGCCGAAGGUUGCAUUCAGCGAGCCCGCGGUUGCAGAGUCCAGCGAGCCGGAGGUUGCACAGCCCAGCGAGCCCGCGGUUGCAGAGUCCAGCGAGCCUGAGGUUGCACAGCCCAGCGAGCCGGUUGCACAGCCCAGCGAGCCGGUUGCACACAGCGAGCCGGUUGCACACAGCGAGCCUGAGGUUGCACACAGCGAGCCGGUUGCAGAGCCCAGCGAGCCGGUUGCAGAGCCCAGCGAGCCGGUUGCACAAUACAGCGAGCCGGCGGAGGAGGCAUCAGCCGAGCCGGAGCCCUUCAUGAACGGGAAGCUGGGUGAGCCGCUCAAGGAGUACAGGGACCACGUGGUGGCGAAGCAAGACUUUGAGCACUACGGCCCGGACUGCCCGCUGGAGGAAGUCCGACGCUUCCGGGAGUGCCUCUAUCGCGACGAGAAGGACGCGGCGAACUUCAACCCCUACUGGGUCGUGCUGGAGUUCCCCACUCGCACUGGUGUGGGGCCGCUGCCAGAGUGGAACGGCGCGAUGGCCUUCUGUCUUCGCGAAGGCGAUCCCACGAACUUCAUGCUCGUGAGCAAGAACAAGGGCGUCGCGGUGCGGGCCGAGAACGUCUUCAAGGUGAAGAAGGACUGCCUGCCCCCGCUGUUCUCCGCGAUCCUCCAGGCCGGCUGGCAGCGGGGCAACAUCCGCAUCUUCGACAAGGGGGCCUACUACCAAGCCAAGGACCAGGACGCGGCGGAGUUUUCCCCACGGGCGGCGCUCCGAAGCCUGGAGCACCUCGACCCCGUCGGCUACAUGUCCCACAUGGCCAAGCUGGAGGACCGCUUCGGAGGCGACACGGCCCUGCGGACUCGCAAGCGCAAGGCCACGACCGAGGAUGAGUACAUCUACGUGCAGCGGGAGGCCCUCAACAAGCUCCGCAAGGCCGUUGAUGAGGAAAAGGAGGCCAAGGCGAUGCUGGCGAAGUCCACGCUUUCCAUCGCAGACUUCAACUACGAGACCUGCCAGUGCUGGUAUUGGGACGAGCCGAGUGGCUGCAAGAAGUCCGUGCCCUUGGACGAGGCCGUCGCCACCGCCAUCCAGACGAGGAGAACCAUAGUGCUUUACGGGCCUCCAGGUCGAGGCAAAUCGCCCUUCGCCAAGGCACUGGCCGGCUGGUACAUGCAGCACGUCCUGGGUGGCAAGAUCGACGAGAUGAUCUUCACCGGCACCGUGGACAGCCUCCGCAAGGCGUACCAGUUCAACCUGCUUCAGGGCGGGCGGCCCCUGGUUUUCGAUGAUCUCCUUGCCAACCGGCAAAACGUGGGGAGCCAAGGAGGAGGGCCGGACUUUGUGAAACAGCUCUUGGGCAUCUCCCGGGAUGAUCGAGCGACUCUCCAGAGUCGCUACGCAGAUAUGCAGAUCCCACAGGAUUGCCUGAGAAUCAUCACGGUUCAAGAUGUCGACAAGGUGCACCCGGGGCUCCAGGUCAUGCACAGCGCCACGGAAACCCACAUCCCCAAGGAGUUCUGCGGGGACUUGCAUGACAUGCCCAUCAAGGAGUAUUUCGACGUGGACCGCCGGGCAAUCCUCAAGAGGAUGGUCGCGAUCUUCGUCCCCGAUGGCAUCCUGAAAGGCGAGGUGCUGGGUGGCCGCGUCGAGUCUGAUCAGGAGAACAUCGCCAGGCUGCGGGAGCUCUGGAGUAAGACCGUCGGCUGA
Messenger RNA from Symbiodinium sp. CCMP2592, 3498 nucleotides. The record is from the annotation of a GenBank genome assembly. Lineage: Eukaryota; Dinophyceae; Suessiales; Symbiodiniaceae.